This is a messenger RNA of Ceratitis capitata (Mediterranean fruit fly), 9627 nucleotides long. RefSeq lists its product as uncharacterized. The record is from RefSeq and is a predicted model, not a curated record. NCBI's taxonomy places the organism in Eukaryota, Metazoa, Arthropoda, Insecta, Diptera, Tephritidae. The transcript has 8 exons. Bases 3341 to 9448 code for a protein of 2035 amino acids.
CCCCGCACGGAUUUUGCUUCAGUGUCUGUUAGUCCUCUGAUAGAUCUCAGCGGUAGCGCGGUGUACGGUUUACAUUUUGUCAAAGUGUUCUUUUUAUACUCUAUUUGUGUUUUGAAUUUUAUCGAAGUUUGCAUAUUUUCGCCUAAACGCAGUCAUCGUGCUGUCAGCGUAUAGUCAGUCGGCGAAACGGCGUUGAUAGAAACACGCGUUCGCGUUUGCGUUUGCAUUGUCGUCACCGUUAACGAGUGAUAAAAACUCGAAAACAAGCUGCUUAACAAGUGCAUCAACAUAUUUACUAAUCGCGUUAUAUUAAAGAACUUUGCGUUUUUUUUUUCGUUCGGCAUUUGUUUAUUUUCGUAAUUUGACUUUUGCUUCAGCAUUUGAUUUUCGCCAUCAGUGUAUGGCAAUGUGAUUUUUCAGUAUUACAGUGUGCGUCUGUUCAUCGUAUCUAUACAAUUUGCAUACAUAUGUACAAACAUAUAUGUUUAUAAAAAUAUUUGUGCGCCAAUAUUGGUAUAUGGACGAUAAGCUUCGUAUGAAAUAAAAUAAAGUGAGACAUAUAAAAAAACACUCGAAAGAUAGCAAAGAAUAAAAGCUUAGAACAAACAUAAAAAGGUUUGGCGUGUAGAAAAUAGACAAAGUAAAAACAUAAAAAUAUAAAUACUUACGGAAGUGUAAGAGCGCAAAAUUUGCUCGCUUGUUGAAUUUCAAUUUCUGGCGGAUAGUCACUUUGGGAGCGUUCUCUGCUACGGUUCGUGUAUCUCUGCACUAGUGUAGCGUGCUUGUGAAAGACUAAACAAUACCUUGAAUAAGGAGUGUGGAAUAAUUCUAUUGAGAAUUCUGUUCCAUAACACCCAAAUGAAAGCCGUAAUGAUGGAUUACUAAAUGCAGUUGAGAUCAAUCAACAGCAAAAGCAGAAGCAGCAGCAGUAGCAGCGGCAGCAGUAGGAGAAGUAGUAACUGCAAUUGUUACAAUUGCGUUGCGCAAUAAUCACGCCCACAAAACACACGGAACAAAAACUACGACGACCGCCAACAUACACACACACACACACACACAUGCCAACAAACCAGCAAACAUCUCCUUAAAAUCAUCUUGGCUAACGAGUGAAGAGUACCAAAAGCUGUGACCGAACGCUAAAGCUGAAAUUUGGAAAAUUUUGAAAGACCGCGUACAACAACAAAGCAUCAUCAGUCCUACAUUUAAUACAGAAACCACAACCUUACAAAAACAACCCCUCCAUAUAAAAGCUAAAAAAAAAAUAAACUCGAUAAAAAAAACAGUCAGCGAAAAUAAUUAGUAAUUAAAAAAAUUUAAAAUUCUUACAAAAAUAAAAUUAAAAACCAACAUAAAAGCAGCUAACUACGUUCAAUACGACACAGCGUAAAAGUGUGAAUUUUUUCUGUAUAAGAAAAACACCAAUAACAACAACAGCACAGAGCGCAGCUAUAACAAUUGUUCAAUCACUUGAUGUUGCAGCAAAACGGCAAUGCACACAAUGCAAGCAAUUUGAAUACAUAACAGUAAAUGACGGCAACGACAACGGCAACAUCAACGAUACACACACAUUCAUAUAUAUAUUAUACAUCACAGCGACGAGUUCAACGCGCGCUCAGCAAAACACCAUAACUUCACAAACUCUCCACACUAUGAUUUAAUUAGCAACAAUUUUUAAGAAACGAAGAGGUGUGGCAAAUUAAGCAAAUAACAUUUCAAGAAUUUUCAUUUACAUAAGCGUUCGUUAUAUUAUUGCCUAUACAUAUUGAUAAAUGUAGGACGAGACGACGGGCUGCAUAUACGUUGGAUUUAUAAUUUUAGUAAAAGCGUCAUAAUUUAAAAAAAAAAUAUAUAUAAUUCACAAAAAUAAUUAUUACAAAAGAUUUAAACAAAAAAAAACACAAAUAAUACGAAAAAAUAACCAAAAAAAAUUAAUAUCAACAAAAUAAACGCAACACAGCAGCAGCAACAUAACAAAUAAUGUAAUAAAAUCUAUAAAAAAAAAAGAAAACCGUAAAUUGAAGACCAAAGAAUUGAAAAAAUAUUGUAAAAUCCUCCUGUAGCCGAGUAGUAGUAGUAGUUUGAUUACUAACAGAAAUCUCUAAGUAAAAACACACUUUCAAUAAUAUACAAAAAUCAACGGAAGACAACAACAAAAGCAACAGUGUAUAGCUGCAACUGUGCGCUUUUCGUAUAUGAUUCAUUCCGCUGCAAUAGUGUGUCCUUAUAUACAUACAUACAAACAUACGUAUAUAUGUGCAUAUACAUCUUUAGCUAUCCUAGUAUAUAUGUACAUACAUAUAUGAUAUGUUAAUUUGUAAUAGUGUAUGAAGUAGAUAAAUUUGCUUAGAAAUGAAACAAAAACAAACAAAGAAAUAAUAAACAAACAAACAUUAUGUUUGCAACAUUUUUCAAAUCCAUGAUGACAAUGCGGCAACAUAUGCAACAGCAGACAGCAAACAAACAACAGCCCGAAGUAGUGGUAGUAGUACAACUACAACAAGAGCAACAGGUGCAAAAUUUGUACGCCAAUAUGUUGUUGUGCAAUGCUGUUUUCUACAAUGCAUCUGCGGAUAUUGCACUGAAAAAUGUUUAAAGAUUUCAUUUGUUAAUUUGUGUUCUAUUACAACAACAACUACAACAACAGCAGCAACAACUGUAAAGCCAUCAUAAACAAGCAAACAAACAAACAAAAAGUAAUAAUUAAUCAAUUCAACAACAACAACAACAACCUUAUCGACUAUUUCAGGCCACAUCAUUAGUUAAGGGGGCGUCGUUAGCAGUGGUAGUGCGUGGUAGACCACCAACCUGAACGUCGACUGGCGUCGUGGAGAAGAACAACAGCAGCAGCAGCAACAACAACAACAGCAGCAACAACAUUAGCAGCAUCGCCAAAGGAAAUAGCAACGUAUUGCCACUAAAAAAGCAACAACAACAACAACACCCAAAUGCGAAUUGUUGCUGUGACCUAUCGGUCGCAAUAGUUGAUAUUCAAAUAAUCAACGUCCACACCGUUAACGUCGUAUAUGUGCCUGUAUUUACAUACAUACAUUGCCGUUUUGGUAGCGACCAAUUGACCAUAGACUGUGCGAACUCUAUGUGAAGCGAGUACUGUGCGUAUAUUUCAUAUAUUUUAUGAUAUCGUCAGUGCGCAACAACAGCAACAAUUUGUGUGUUAGUUGCUAACAGCAUCAGCAAAACAAACAGCAGCUCUGCAACAUAAUACGUUGCAUACUUUGUGACUAAGCAUCGAGCUAUUGCUAGUUAUCAACGGUUUUUAGCAACAAUUCUAAACGAAGAGUGAUUUGCGACUCACUUGUGCGUUUUGGUGAAAAGUUUCAGAAUGAAAUAUCCGAAAACAGUAUCGACACGUGCGGUAAACGCCAUAUCCGAUUGGCUGGUAUCCCGCUUGGAGCAAUUAGGCGUUGAGGCCCCACACAUGUAUAUUAGACUUCUCUUGUCUAUUUUGCAAUCGACCAACGAUAUCAAUGAUCCAACUGAACUCAACAAUUUAGAAACUUUUCGCGCAAGUCGUAAAGGCGGCAAUAGACGUAACGGAGAAUUCGAGGCUGACGCUUUUAAGAAAUUCAACGCUGUACAGAUUUUAAAGGACAUUGUUUCUUCCGAACAGGAGAUCGCCACAGUUGAAAUUCUCAUUGAUGAGCUGUGCGCAAAACUCAAAGACUUUGAACGUGAAUCUGAAAGUGAAGAUGAUGACAAGCUUUUAAGUCAACUUCAAAAUCAUCAAGUCUUUAAUAAUUACCAACAACAAAAGGCACAGCAAACAAAAGAAGUUUCAGCCUAUAGUAAAAGUUGCAACGCCACUUGCGCCAUUGAAAGUGUAAAAGUUGUUAAUAAACCAUUAGCAACCAGUAGCUCAAGUAAAUCGGCAAAGUUAGAGGAGAAAAAUUCCGAUUCUUCUGAAUAUUUCCGCGCUUUUCCUGCACUAAAUAAAGAGAUGGAAGAUUCUGUCAACUUUUGGCGCCGCAGUGCCAAAUGGCUACCAUGGCCAGCUGAUAAAAGCCAACGCAAUGAAGCAGCAUCCACUAGCAGUGCUAGCUCAUCAACAAUGUCUAGUAAUUCGUGCGCUGAAAAUGCCACUAAAGACGUCCAAAAUUACCCACAAGAUGUCGCUACAAACGCUGUUAAUACUAUAAAUGCACAGCCAAUAAAUGCUUUGGAUAAAAAAAUGGGUAAUGAGGAGAAAAGUAUAACUGCUGCUGGGUCACAGCAGCAAAUGAUGAGCGAUGAUGAUGCCAUCAUAAAUGAUGAGAUUGUUGAUGAAAUUGUCGAUGAAAAUGGCGAUAAUGCCUCUGCUUAUGGUGCUUGCAGCGCUGCUUAUGGCGCAAUCAAACGAAAAACGAAACGUACACGCCGUAAUCGUGCUUUGUCCAAAGGUAAAACCAAUCAACAAAAUCAACGCAAGAACCCAACGUCUGGCUCAAAUGGUGGUAAUGGUAAUAAACGCACGCUCUCACCUAGCGUUUGGGAUACAGAUUUUGAAGGUUGUUGGGAGAUGGGACGUGAUUUAAUUAAAGAAUUUAUAACGAGCCAGAAUCGUAAUUCACGCAAUCGCAGUACUUCGGAAAGCGCGGUCGCAUAUAAUAAAAAGAAUAUCACUAAAAAAGCAGAAGCUAAAGCUGCUGGUAAUGAAAUCGAUGAUAAUUAUAGUGUUGUCAAUAAAGAAAACACUGCAAUUAAUGAGAAACAGCAUCCACAACGAACAAAUGAAAAAGCAUACUCAGCUGAUAGCCACGGUGUGGAUGAGCAUGCUGAGGAAGGUGCCGUAAAACCUGCUACACCAUUGCCUGCUUUGAUAGAUAUUUCUUUCUGCGAUUAUGACGACUACGAUGACACACUCGCUACGGUGUCAGAACUGACUAACGACGGGCCCUUAGUAAAUUUGGCUACUGGCGGUGAGGGCGCCACUGCUACCGCUACACCCAAAGCUGCUAAACGUCUCUAUGAGCGUGAGUUGCAGACAAGCGAUACACAAAAUGACGUACAAUCAGAUUUUGCACAAUACGAAGCAAAAUUUGAUAGUAGCGUUAAAGCUUUGUGGAAAGAUGCGCACAGCGCAGCUGAUGCACAAAAGGGCUUCCCAACGUUUGGAAAUUCUUUCCACACUUCAGGCAGCGGCGGGCACUAUUCCGGACCCAUUUCACUACCAACAGUUGCACCAUUUUCGCAAACUUUAAGAAACUUUUGGUCGAACUAUUAUAAUCACCAUUUUGAUUUGAGUAGAAUUCUACCAACAGGCAUAGUUGGCAGUAACUCCGACGAUAUUAAUGUCUUAAAGCAAAAUACAGAAAGUCUUAAUAGUGCUGGUGCUAAUUCUAAUAUAGCACAGGUUGAAGAAACCAUAACGGCACCCACAAGUGACUACUUUUCAAUGCCAAGCAAUUUAGGUGAGAUGAAAAGAGGAAAUCAUAAAACUGGUUGUAGCGAGAGCGCUAAUGCUGGCUUGCGCAGAGGCGGCACCAUAGGUGAGGAGCGUAAAACUCCGAUAGCACCAUUUUUCCCGAAUUCGAUUUGGUCGACUAACGCAUAUUCCGGUGGUGGUGAUACGGAUGAGAGUUUUUAUUUUAAAGUACACAACUCUGCCAGGCAGCUAAGUCAAAACGAUAGCGCGGCCUGCAGCAAUAGCGAGACCACGGAACAACUGAUGCAUCAAAACGAUGCUAUAGCUACUACUUCCACUGGCUUGCCCGGCAGUAAUAGUUUUACCUUCACCGCACCAUACACAACAUCUAAGUGGUCAGAGGGCAUAAAUGCCGGACCGGCCCAAGUCAAUAGUAGCGCAAUGCUAUUGACGGCGUUGCCACAACAGCAUAUGAACCAAAGUAAUCCCUAUAGAACUGGUACUGAUUGCACUGACUCCUCGACAUCGCGUGCCACUAAUUGGCAACACCUAGCGAAAGGCGAAUCUAAAGUCGAUGGACAAAUGCACGAAACAAACGCAGCUGGUUGCUCACCAUGUGACUCGGUGUCAUCGGAAGUGACGCUUCCUAAUCAUUCGACACGAAGUGGCUUCAUCGCCUAUUCACGCAUAAAAACAGUUUUAGAAUACAAAUUUACCAAAAGAAAUUUUGAAUCAUUCUUGCUGGAACAGAUACGCAAUCAAGCGCAACAAGAUCUAGCUCUCAGGCGGGAACAGUUAGAAGCAAUGCACUUAGAAGAACUAAUGGAAGAACAGGAAGAACUCGAACAGAAGAUAAAACAACAAAUUCGACGCGAAGAACAGCAAGAAAAAGAACAACAACAGCAAAAAGAUGCACAUCCGAUGGAAAUUGUGGAUGAAAGCGAAAAUUUAUUAACCUCGGAAAAGACACAUUUCCAUCCGAUAAAAUUCUAUCCCGACGGGCACACAUUCGAUAUUUGCAGUGAAUUAGAUGUUGUCGAGUACGAACGUUCGUCAAGUGGUUCUCUUUACUUUGAGCACGAUAGAUAUUUGGAGUAUACACGCGGCGAUAAUUUCGUGGUGGACGACGACCACGGCAUCGGCGCCUCUUCCAAUCCCUUGUAUGCCAAUUCGAAUUGUGAGGCUGCCACAUCAGCCAAUGCCAAAGCCAAUAAAAACGCGAACAAAUACAAUAGAAACGCCACCAAAGCAAAUCGUAGCAAACAAAAUUUUGUCCCCCGAUUCCGUGUAAAACGCAAUGAGAUUGCUUGCCAAACAGAUGUUGAUCCACCAACGGCACGCACGCCAUUGAACGCCAACAGCUCCACCAUGCUAAGUGGUAUAGCUAGCGGCUCAUUAUUUACGAAUUACCGAACCGCAACACGACCGCAUCCAUUGAGUUUGAUUUUUUCGAAUGCGGCUAAAAAUUUAAAAGCGACCGCCAAGAAUGAGCUCGUCUACAACGACACGGCAGAAGCUUUUACGCGCGCCAUAGCCCAUUUUCAACCACCACCGCCACCCUUGACCACUGCGAGCAAUUCGGCUUGGCUACCAAUCGCUGCCGAUGCUGGCGAUCAUAGCUGGAAUGCAUACCGGCAGCGUCAGCAGCAAAAUGCUAGAAGUAACGCUAGGCAAAAUGUUAAUGGUAAUGAUGCGGGUAGCGACGAGGUAGAUUUUUAUGCCAACUUUGCUGAUUAUGGUGAUAUAGUUGGCUAUCGCGGCACAGUGAUUUCAGCCAAUGUCGAUAUGAAUAUGCCAAGUUUGGAGCAGGAAUGGUCCAUGAAUCAGAUACACAAACGGUGCAGAGAAGCUGGCCAUAUGACUGCUAGUGGCAAUAAUAAUGGGGUUGAGUGUGGUGCCGAGUCAGUUUGGGACAUGUGCCCUGCUUGUAAUAAUGAAAUAAUAUCUAUACCAGCCAAUCGGUUAUUACGCGAUGAACUGCAAUUGGAGGGCGACGAGAUAAUGAGUGAUCUCAGGUAUAUGCAAGAUUUAUAUAUUGGGAGUGCUGAUGAUGACGAUGUUAGCGAUGAUGAUGGCGGUGAUGAUAAUGCCGAUUACGAUGGUGGGGAAAAUGAUGAUAAUGAUGUUGAAAGUGUUGCCAAUACCGAGACUAGCGACAGCGAUUGGUGUGUGGACGAAGUAACUGCUGACGCUGCUGAUGAAUUUGAAGCAAAUCCAAACGUAAAUGACGCAAUGAAUAGCGUUGAUGAAGAGCCCGCAAUUCGACGCCACAUAGAUAUGGGAAGCAGUGUUGCCAAUCCGAACUUAAAUGCCACCAUAAAUAGUAUAGAUGACGAGAUUGCAUUUCAUCGUCGCGCAGACUUGAGAGUAAAUGUAGCUAAUACAAAUUUGAACGAUACCGUAAAUAGCAUUGAUGAAGAGCCUGCAAUGUGUUGCCACACAGACAUGGAAAACAAUGCAUCCAAUACAAAUUUUAGCAGCACCCCAGAAGCGAUAGAAAAAGGGCCUACAGAAUCCAAGAACAAUGCAGUUAAUUCAAAUUUAAAUGACACCAUAAAUACUAUUGAUGAAGAGCUUGCCUUUCAUUGUCACGCAGACUUUGCGACCAAUGCAGCCAAUCCCAACAUAAAUGUCGACACAAAUAGCAUAGAUGAAGAUCCUGCAAACCGUAGCCGAACAGACACCAUCAAAAAUGAUGACACUGCCGCUGAGGGCUCAGCCAACAAUGAUUCGGAAACAAUGACAGUUAUACAAAAAGUAAACCGUCUAAUCGCUGAAUUGUUGCGCCCCGAUAACAACAGUGUCGAUGGUGAGCAAAUGGAUGAGGUGAAUGCGAACUAUGGCAGCAAUUCGGCAAAAGGUGAUGAGCAACCGCGUUCAGGUGAAUGUGGAAAGGUGCCAACAACACAAUUUAGGGGCAAUUUAUGGCAUACGAACGGUAAUGAGCGUAACAUUUGGCAACUGAAUUUAAGUAAUAGCAGUGGCAAUAGUGGUGGUAUUAUCAGCGGCGCCAGUGUGCAUCCGCUAAAACUCCUACGUCAAUAUAAUGUGAAAACAGCUGAGACAGCAGUGCAUGCUGACAAUGAGUCCUCAGCACCAGCAACUAAUGGGAAUGCAAACGACAAAUAUCACACAGAAAUGAUGUGGGAGCAUGAGAAUUUAGCUAGAAUUUGGCAAUCAUCGACCCCAUUACCGCCACAGCUACAACCACAAGCCAAUACAGCCAUUAUGACAAUAAAAAAUGUAAGUCCCCUAUUAACCACCGAUGAAAAUCAAAGUGAAAACGAUGUAAAAACUGAUAUUGCCGAGAAAAAUAUGCGUAAUUUACGUGCCAACGCAGAUGCAAGCGUAGCAGCGGCCGCUGCCAAUUUGCAGCUGGCGCAGGAAUUUAUGGUCAAAAACAGCAGCCACCAAAAUAAAGUGGCAGCAGCUUUAACAGGCGCACAGCUAGUGGACUCAGCUUUAAAAAUAAAGGCAGCAACACGCAAACGACGUCACUCUGCAUCCCAAAAUUAUUUUCACGCUCAUUUCAAUAGCAGCGGCAACGGUGAUACACUAACUGAUGCCGCUUCCCACAAUCUUGUUAUGCAAAACAAUAACAACAAGGAAAUUGCCAAUUUAAAUAGCCAGAUAUUGAAGUCAUCGUUGGAUGACAAUUGCUCCACAUCUGCACCCUCCACGAAUGCCAAUGAUUUGAGUUUACAAAACUUUCUGAAUGCCUCACUGCGUUUCGGUGCAGCAGCAGCCGUUGCUGCUGUAGCUGCUUCAAAAACAAAUAUGAAUUCGGAUUAUGCUAACAACUUAUGUGGCGCCAAUAUAACCUUUGAUUGCGACUCGAAUGCAGCGAAUGGUGGAAAUCAAACUAUAAUCACUUGUCAAUAUCACUUAACAGCUAUUAAACCGUUGGGCGACGCAGAGGCGGACGUGGAUGAGUUUGAGGUAUUUACUGGCAAUGGCAAUGCAAGCACCGGUGGUGGCACCGGCCGUUGCGGUGGGGUUGGGGACGCGGCACCGUUUUCAAAUGUAAUCGACAAGAAUCCAUCCAUUUUGCAGCACGUUACCAUGACUUCACGUCCGUUGACGCGUUAAAGUGGAAUACAACAAAUUUAAAUACUGCAAGCGCAAAACAUUGAAUCUUGUCGAAUGUUUUAGAAAGGCGUACUCAAAUAGAUGCAAAAUUAAAUAAAAAAAACCCCUUUGGCAACAAAAUCAUCUACAAAACAAUGGAAUUCAUCACAGCAAAUCACACGGAAAACGAGCUAAAAAAA